AUGGAUGAAGAUAUAGGAGAUGAACUUGAUCAAAUUUCUGUAUCUGAAUCUGCCAUAUGUGAAGUUGAGCAAACUAAACUAAUGCCACACUUUCUUGUACCUACAAUGCCUAUGGAGGUGGAUAGAGAAAUAAAACAACUGAAAAAUACUCAAAGUGUGGGUUACGAUGGUGUUUGCACUAAAGUUAUAAAUAUCAAUGAGAAUUUUGACGGUUUCACAGUAUUAUUGAAAAGACAUGACAUUGACUGUGACAUUAGUAUUCUGACCGAAAGCUGGCUUGUUUCUGAUCCUUUAUUGCCUAAUUUAAAUGGAUAUAGUAGUUAUGCAACAACAAAACAUGCAUUGCAGAAUGACGAAAUCGUAGUAUAUCCAAAAUCUGAUAUCAAUAUUACAUUUGAAGAACCGACAUUUCUAGAAGGAAACUGUCUUGUUAUGAAACUCGGCCACGAAACCGCAAUUAUAGCUAUAUAUCAUUAG
This is a messenger RNA of Parnassius apollo (apollo), 477 nucleotides long. The record is from the annotation of a GenBank genome assembly. Lineage: Eukaryota; Metazoa; Arthropoda; Insecta; Lepidoptera; Papilionidae.